AUAUCAAGCAUAUUUACGUGUGUCGUAUCUUCUAACUGAAACUUGAAAAAAACUGUUUAGAUUUUCUUAAUGUGUUUUUUUCUUUCUUAAAUAAAAUAAAAAUUUAUAUAAUUAAAACUUUAAAGAAGCAAGUAACUUUAAAUAACAAACAAUAAAAUGGAUCGUCAUAAAGCUGAUUGUUGCAAAUGCCACAAGUAUGUACACCCAGCCCAGCAGUCAUUAAGUGAUAUGGAUUUUGAUCGUGGCAUUUGGAAUGCAGUCAUUUACAAUGAAGUUGAACGCGUUAAAGACUUUAUAGCCAAAGGCAAAACAAUGGAACGUGAUAAUUGUGAUUACACGGCGUUACAUUAUGCUGCGCGUAAUGGUAAUGUGGAAAUUUGUAAAUUACUUUUGAAUGAGGGAAAAGCUGAUAUUAAUGCCGUCACCAAAGGUGGCGCUACAGCAUUACAUCGUGCUGCUAUGAUGGGUCAUCUAAAUGUUGUUAAACUACUGAUUGAUUUAAAGGCCAAUAUCGAGUUAAAAGACGAAGACGGCCAGACUGUAUUACAUCGGUCGGCAGCUCGUGGUCACUUAGAUGUUAGUAAACUAUUAAUUGAAAAUCAACCAAAUCUCAAAGAAGUCCAAGAUAACAAAGAUAAAAUACCAUUUGAAUAUUUAGCAAAAAAUGCAAAUGAUGAUUUUAAAAUAUUGCUUAAACCUUAGAGAAAAUUUAAAAGAAAAUCGAACACAAACAAACCAACUUAUAAAUUUGAAACAAUAUUAACCCCCUUUUUAAAUAUACUAAAAAACUAAAGUAAGUGCAUUUGAGAAAAAAAAAAUAUUUUCGUUUUUUUUAUAAACUUUAAAAGUGUUUUUAUGAUGAAUAUAAAUGAAAAGAGAAAAAACAACAAACAAUAUUAUAAAAUAUAUCUCUACCAAUACAUACCAUACAAAAUAAAGUCAAUAUAUUAUUAAGUCUA
This is a messenger RNA of Calliphora vicina (urban bluebottle blowfly), 959 nucleotides long. Its product is annotated as ankyrin repeat domain-containing protein 39. The record is from RefSeq and is a predicted model, not a curated record. Bases 157 to 702 code for a protein of 181 amino acids. Gene Ontology annotation, molecular function: protein binding. The transcript is spliced from 3 exons. NCBI's taxonomy places the organism in Eukaryota, Metazoa, Arthropoda, Insecta, Diptera, Calliphoridae.